Messenger RNA from Tripterygium wilfordii, 1605 nucleotides. RefSeq names its product programmed cell death protein 2-like. Gene Ontology annotation, cellular component: cytoplasm. Lineage: Eukaryota; Viridiplantae; Streptophyta; Magnoliopsida; Celastrales; Celastraceae. The transcript has 8 exons. The record is from RefSeq and is a predicted model, not a curated record. Bases 182 to 1297 code for a protein of 371 amino acids.
GGGCACUGAAACAUUGCGCAAAACUUGUAGAAGCCGAGAGGAAAGGCAGCUUGGAGACGAUGGCGGAGGAGAGACCAAAAGCAGCUUGAAGACGAUCGCUCAUUUUUAACAGUUUCGUUGAAAGUCUAGCGGUGAGCAUUCGUUACACAGAAGAAGCACAAAACUCAAGGCAGCGUAAAAGAUGACUGUUAUCCUGGGCAUGCCAGGGCAAUGGGCUGGUGAUAAUCUUGAACCAUCUGAUCAUUAUACAACGAAAAUUGGUGGAUUGCCUGACUGGCCUCUUCCAAAGGAGGACAUAAGGCCCAGUUUGCUUGAUUGUAGUGUGUGUGGCGGUAGACUCAGUCUUAUUGCACAGGUUUAUGCUCCAAUUUCAACUGAAAUUUUGACUAUUGAAGAGCGCGUUCUUUUCAUUUUUGGUUGUCUAAAGCCAAACUGUGGAAGCUCUCCCUUUAGCUGGCGAGCUAUUCGUGUUCAGAAAUUGCAUACUGAGAAUGAGUCGCAUGUUAAUCCUCAAGAAAAAGUGGUCCCUAAAACCACAUCUUCUGUAGCAGUUUCGAUGAAUGACUGGUGGGGUGAUUCGGACAACAGCGAUGAGGACAUUGAUUUGGAGGCUUUGGGUAAAGCACUUUCAGAAGCUGGAAGCUUGGCUUCACAGUCAAAGAAACCACAUGGCAAUGUGAAAUCUCCACUUUUAAGGGCAAAAACAACAGUGGUUGACACCUCAGUGUUGCCAUGCUUUUACAUUUACACUGAGGAAGAACCAUCAUCGAGUCAUGUAACUUCUAUAUGCUCAAGUUACUCCUCACUUUCCAUUAAGGGAAAAAGUGACAUUGAGAAUGAAAGUGAUCUUGCACUAGAAGAAAUCUGGGAACAGGAGCAUUACGAAUAUGAUAAAGCAUUGACGGCUGACAGGACUUACCUCAAGUUCAAGAAGCAGUUGGAUUCAAAACCAGAGCAAUGUUUCAGAUACUUGUUUGGUGGGAACCCACUUCUUGCUGCAGUGGAGAUAGGAGACCCUGGGAGGUGUAGGCUUUGUGGCGGUGUAAGACAUUUUGAGAUGCAGCUGAUGCCCCCAUUAAUUUAUUUUCUACAAGAAGCAACUCAUGCUCCCCAAAUACAUUCAAUGGAGAACUGGAACUGGAUGACACUCAUUGUGUAUACUUGUUCUGAGAGUUGUUCCGUUCUGCGUGAUGGAGAUAAGUCCAACAAUGGGGACUGGGUAGUGGCUGAGGAGGCUAUUGUUGUUCAAACUGAGGAACCCUUGUCUAACUCAGAUCAGUGCGGCUAUUUCAAAUGAUUGCGGCAUUACUUUUUCGAGAACAAACAAUCUGGUAUGCAUCUCAACAGCUGCAGAUUACUUGUGCAUGUCGUGGCGACAGAUCACAUAUGCACAUUGUUAUACUAUCUGUACUAGAUUCAUAUUCAAACCAAAUGAGCUCGAAUAGUAAAUUAACUAUGGAGAGGUUUUUCUUUUUUUUUUUUUUGCCCCAUCUGAGAUGGGUAAAGACAGCCCGAUAGACCUUUGUUUCCUUUUGAAACUUGCAGAUGUGCAUGCUCUAGCAAUGUAUGGAGUCAUCAAUUCGAGUAGACAUGGAUCAUUGACCA